AUGGACUCGCAACCUGCCGACCCCGAGGCAGUCGCACCAGUUGCGACCGACGCGAGGGCAGAUGUCGGGGACAUGCAGCUGUUGGCACGGAUGGGCUACAAACAGGAACUUCGUCGGCAGUAUUCCACCCCGCAGGUUUUCGCAAUCGCAUUCAGCAUCAUGGGCCUAGUGCCUUCAAUCGCGUCGACCCUCUCGUUCUCCCUCCCCACGGGUCCGGUCGGCAUGGCUGAUCUCGCGUCUGCCAUGCCGACAGCUGGAGGACUAUAUUGGUGGACACAUUACUUCGCUGGACCGAAGUGGAAGAGCCCAUUGAGUUUCUUAAUCGGAUAUAGCAACACUUUGGGCCUGAUCGGUGGGAUGUGUUCGGUGGACUAUACCCUCGCGCUCAUGAUCCUCUCCUGCGUCUCGAUAUCACGGGGAGAUGGUUGGACCGCAUCGCGCGGCGUCAUCUAUGCUGUUUACGUCGGCUUAAUUAUCUUCCACGGGCUAUGCGGCUCCUUAGGCGGACGCCUGAUGCCGAAAAUCCAGACAUUUUGCAUCUACAUCAACAUUGCCCUCGUUGUUGCGACUGUAAUCGCUUUGCCCAUUGGAAAAGUGACAAGAGGCGGGUCCCUCAACUCUGGCCAUUAUGUCUAUGGUCAUAUCGAUAAUAAGACUACAUGGCCGACCGGAUGGGCAUUUAUGUUGGCAUGGCUCGCUCCGAUCUGGUCAAUUGGCUCAUUUGAUUCUUGUGUGCACAUGAGCGAAGAAGCUAUGCAUGCAUCCAAGGCUGUUCCUCUUGGAAUCAUCUGGUCGGCGGGCUCUGCAUUUGUUCUUGGCUUCUUGGUGCUGUCCGUCAUUGCUGCUACUAUGAACCCAGAUGUCAGUGCAACAAUCAGCACCAAGUUUGGUCAGCCAAUGGCCCAGAUCUACUAUGACGCAUUAGGUAGAGAUGGGGCUUUGGCAUUUAUGGCUGUACUCUGCAUAGUUCAGUUCCUCAUCGGUCUCAGCUUGAUUGUCGCUGCUUCUCGCCAAGCAUGGGCCUUUUCUCGUGACGGCGCACUGCCGUUUUCUAGGUUCUUCCGCCAUGUCAGUAAGCGCAUUCAGUACCAACCAGUUCGCAUGAUCUGUGGAUUAGUGGUUGUCUCUAUUCUGCUGGGCCUGCUGUGCCUGAUCAACUCAGCAGCCGCAAACGCCCUAUUCUCGCUAUUUGUAGCAAGCAACUAUCUAUCAUGGGGCACCCCGAUCUUCUGCCGCUUGGUCUGGGGCGAGGAACGGUUCACCCCUGGGGAGUUCUAUAGCGGCUCCUUCAGUAGGCCUAUUGCCUGGGUGGCCGUUGUAUAUCUUCUUUUUGGUGUUAUCUUGUCUAUGUUCCCAACUGAGGGUCCCAGUCCAACUUCGUCAAACAUGAACUACACUAUCGUAAUCAACGGCUUUGUUUGGUUCGGGUGUAUGGCUUAUUAUUUCCUUUUCGCACGGCGAUGGUACAUUGGACCUCAGAUGACUGUUGCCGAGAGUGCUUCUACUGCUUCGGACAAUAUCGUUGUCCCCUCUCCCAGUCACUCAACUGCUCAUUAUGGGGAUUGGGAAAAGAGCUUUGAGAGCGUCAUCCAAACCUUGAGCCAGGGAGUCGGACAUAGUAGGCCCAGCCAGAUGCCCUACGGCAAAGCCGUUUUUCUUGGUCUACGAUGGAGCAAUGAUGACCUGGACCUGGCCAAAUCUCAAGCUGCACUUCUAGAGACAUUUCGGACACAAUGUGGAUUCGACACGGAUAGUUUGCCUAUCCCCUCAACCUCUAGCGAGGAGGCAUUGGCAGCGAUAGAUGAUACAAUUUUUAAACUCCGUCAGAAAUAUGAAAUGAAUAGUCAUAUUAAUUAUCCUCGCCAUCGAUGUAGAUUAUUUGUGAUACACUAUCUCGGCCAUGGUGUAUCUGAAACAGAACGGAAGUUUGAAAUCUGUCUUAGUGGAACCCGCAAUCCUGAUGCUAUUAGAAUCCAGUGGUCUUCCAUCGAUAUUCGUAUGAAGGCAGACGUUCUCGUUCUCGUCGAUACCUCCUACUCUGGAAGCUUUCUCCAGUCAUGUCACAGCCUACAAAGGAUAUUGCAGUGCAAUGAACGUACCGCUGAGUACCUGUUCUCAACAGGCAACGAGAUUUCCGAUCAGAACGGCCCCACCUACGAUGUUAACAACAAUUUCAUGACCCGUCUGACACAACUUCUAAACACUGCGUCACUAGCACCGGUUACUGUUGUGCAACUUCAUGAAGCUCUCUGUACCCAAGCCAAUGACCCAAGUACCAAGCUGCGCUAUACUCCUCAAUACAUGGACUGUCGCAAACCAUCAAUCACCCUCCAGCAUAUCAAUAAUUACGCACGGAGAAUAGAAAACCCGACAAUCAAGACACAAAUACCUACGGGGCGUGUCCAUAUUUCCAUAUCUGUUUUGGGGAAUAUAGAUCCCGGCCAAGUCAAACACUGGCAGAAGUCGCUAUCAAAAAUGGACGCCGAUGUGAGUAUUGAAGGUGUGUUUGCUCUUCAGGGCUGCUCUCUCUGUCUUCUAUCAAUGCCCAUCUCGUCGUGGGAUAGUUUCCUACACCCAGGUGCUGACGGCCUCUUCGUAGCCACGCUACCCGAGAGAUCGAAGGAGCAAGCGUAUGUAGACUAUGUAAUGCUCUCCGACACGGAGGAGUGA
Penicillium expansum is the source of this 2670-nucleotide messenger RNA. RefSeq names its product putative GABA permease (Uga4). Bases 1 to 2670 code for a protein of 889 amino acids. Gene Ontology annotation, biological process: transmembrane transport. Gene Ontology annotation, molecular function: transmembrane transporter activity. Gene Ontology annotation, cellular component: membrane. NCBI's taxonomy places the organism in Eukaryota, Fungi, Ascomycota, Eurotiomycetes, Eurotiales, Aspergillaceae. The transcript has 8 exons. The record is from RefSeq and is a predicted model, not a curated record.